AUUUAACCUUAUCAUUUGUGUGGUUUGUGAGUACUGUACUGUAAGCCUUUGGUAUCUGCAUUCAUGGCACCUGCUGUGCAGUAUUUGGUUAUGAUUAUUAAACCCCAUGCCGUACACAAGAAGCUAAAGAUAAUCCAGACUUUAGAACAGCAUGGCUUCCGUAUAAAUGGUGAGCGGUGCAUUGAUAUCAGUUUCGACGAGGCUUGGUAUAUUUGUAAGGAUGAACGAGGAAAAAUGGCAACAGACUCUGCAUCCGUGGAAAAUAAAAUGCAAUCCCUUAUGGGCACCGCUAUUGUGUUGUUGGUCAGUCAUUUAGGCUCGGCAUUCGAAGCUGUGGCGCAUGCCUUGGGCCCGGAAGAUCCAGCGGAAGCAGUAAAGGUGAACCCUCAAUCAGUAUGCGCAAGAUUCGGGGAAACGGGUCCAUUUAAUGCAGUAAUAGCCAGCGUAAAUGCUUCUGCGGCAACAAGAGAAAUCCAACAUUUUUUUCCGAGAUUCAGUGACAUUUUCCAUGGACCGAUUUCCAAUAUUGCUGAGGAGCGAAUAGCAAUUGAUGCGUACUUUCGGGAGAAAAUGCUGCCGACACUUCUAGAUGGCUUUUAUGAUUUGUGCGUCAGAAAGCCGGCACAGCCGGUGCCACACCUAUCUGCUUAUCUCUUGAAUAACAACCCAAACCAUCCCAAAAUAUUCAAGCCGGGUGAAUAUGUUUUUGGUAUGAGCUCACCGUCAGGACUAACAAGGGAAGUUGAACAAGAAACGCAAAACUAUGCUUUUUGCUCCCAAAACCGACGAUGAUGUUUAAAUAAUUGUUGAUACCUGGGCAUUCCCUGUCGCGACUGAAACGUAUUUCGUAAUCGAAAUGUUUAUAUUAUGGCACCAUCCCAAAUUGCGUCAUCAGAACAAGUUAGGAUUCAACGCUGAUGCAGACAUUUUACUGCGCUUGUCGUAUACUGCAGUGAUUGCACAUCCCAUGUCAUACAGUAUAAACUGAGCAUAAACUUUUCAAUACAAAAACCGCAAGAGUACGAAACGAAAAUAAAACUUGGCAGUACUCUAAU
Paramacrobiotus metropolitanus is the source of this 1055-nucleotide messenger RNA. RefSeq names its product nucleoside diphosphate kinase homolog 5-like. The record is from RefSeq and is a predicted model, not a curated record. The transcript has 2 exons. Lineage: Eukaryota; Metazoa; Tardigrada; Eutardigrada; Parachela; Macrobiotidae. The coding region runs from base 64 to 792 and encodes 242 amino acids.